CUUUUCCUCCCCACACAUGGAAAGUCAGUUACGCGGAGAUAAUAGAAAGACUCCAAGCCCCAACGACGGUCGCUUGCUCUUUUUCUCGUCAAGCAGGGGGAGUAGUCACAGCUGUAAGGAUAAUAAGAUGCGCAUGAAUUUACAAUCUGGAAUAAAAAAGAUAAAGAGAAAAUAAAUGGACGGCUCGGUUAGUCUCAGCGCGCCUGUAAGUAAAAGUAAUGUUGGUAUUUAUUGUACGUAAGCUACGUCGCUGCGCUUUUGUUCGAGACUUGAGAAAAGUGCAGAAUAAUAAACUUGAGACUCCGCUUUCCUCAGUUGAUGGAGUUACAAAGUUUCUUCAGUCCACUCACAAUGGAAAGAAAUGAGCCCUUCGCUGACUGUGAAGGCUUCCUGUGGUCAGAGUGGAUUACUGACUUCAGUAAGGAUAAGGAUCACCACUCCAGGAUAUGAAGUUUGCUGCAGUGAUUUCUCUGCAGAAGUCUGCGGAUCGCUCAGAGACUGUUUCUCCAUCACCUGCCCGUCUAGUGAAUGAAUGUCUGGCGUGUGAGCCCAGGUGGGCGGAUAGGCUAUUACCCUCUUAAUUUGCGAGAAACAAUGUCACACUCAUAAAAAACCAUACAGUGCUGACUCACUGAUGAGGACCAGAGAUUUUCCCUACCAAAAACUUAUCCACCUCCCUCACUGAACCCUCCACUAUUCAGCGUUUCACGUCGCCAUUGGAAGAAACCCAAUGUCUGCCUCCCCUCCCCCGUCCUUACCUCGAGCCUUCCUCCACUCUCUCCAUCCGCACCACCCGUCCUUGCCGUCUGCCCCGUCCCCAUCGCCGAGUCCGCCCGGACCGCUCUACACGCGACUGUCCAACGGUAGUCACAGCGCCCCGAGCCCCACCAACUCCCGUAGCUCCUUCCAUGGGGUGUCCUUCCUGCUGCAGAUCGGACUGACCAGAGAGACGGUGAAUCUGGAGGCCAGUGACCUGUCGCUGUCUGCUGUCAAGGACCUGGUGUGCUCCAUAGUGGACCAGAAGUUCCCGGAGUGUGGCUUCUUUGGCAUGUACGACAAGAUCCUGUUGUUCCGCCACAAUCUAAAUGAUGACAACAUACUGCAGAGGCUGACGUCGGCUGAAGACAUCCACGAAGGAGACCUCAUCGAGGUGGUGCUCUCUGCUCAAGCAACAGUUGAAGACUUCCAGAUCCGACCCCAUGCCCUUUAUGUCCACUCUUACAAGGCCCCCACCUUCUGUGACUACUGCGGAGAGAUGCUGUGGGGUCUCGUUCGGCAGGGCCUUAAAUGUGAAGGGUGUGGGCUGAACUACCACAAGCGCUGCGCCUUUAAGAUCCCUAAUAACUGUACUGGUGUCAGAAAGAGGAGAUUGUCCAAUGUCUCGUUGCCUGGACCGUCCCUCUCUGUCCCCCGGCCCGCACCUGCCGAGAAUGCUGUGGUCGUCCUGGAUGAGCAGCAGAGGUCCCAUCAGGAGGCAGGGAAGCGGAUCCUGUCUUGGAGCGGCAGGCCCAUCUGGAUGGAGAAGAUGGUGCUGGGGAGGGUUAAGGUGCCACACACCUUCGCCAUCCACACCUACACUCGUCCAACUAUCUGCCAGUACUGCAAGCGUCUGCUCAAGGGUCUCUUCCGCCAGGGCAUGCAGUGUAAAGAUUGCAGAUUCAACUGCCAUAAGCGUUGUGCUUCAAAGGUACCAAGAGACUGUUUGGGGGAAGUGGACUUCAAUGGAGAGCCAGCCAGCCCUGGCCCAGACUCAGACACCACCAUGGAUACCAUGGAGGUGGACAGUAGUGACUUGGAUGGCAGCAGAGGACUGGACGACCCGGAGGAACCCUCAACCCCAGAUGAGAGGAUGUUUGACAUGGACUCCCCCUUCUUGGACAGAGAGAAGGAUGAAGAGCCCAUCAAGACUAUUAGCCCUUCCACUAGCAGCAACAUCCCUCUGAUGCGGGUGGUCCAGUCCAUCAAACACACCAAAAGGCGGAGCUCCACUGUGGUGAAAGAGGGCUGGAUGGUUCAUUAUACGAGCAGGGACAACCUGCGGAAGAGACAUUACUGGAGGCUGGACAGCAAGAGUCUGAGUCUGUUCCAGAAUGACACCGGAGCCAAGUUCUACAAAGAAAUCCCUCUGUCUGAGAUCCUCCAGGUAGAGCAGUCCAGAGACUACAGUAAUCUGGCACAGGGCAGCAAUCCUCACUGCUUUGAGAUCAUCACAGCCACCAUGGUCUACUAUGUAGGGGAGAACAACGGCAGUCACUACCACAGCCCUGCGCUGGCCGCCUCGGGAGUCGGCAUGGAGGUGGCUCAAGGUUGGGAGAAGGCGAUCAGACAAGCCCUGAUGCCUGUCACCCCACAGCCCAGCGUGGCCAGUGCUGUAGGCCAGGGCAAAGAUCAUAAAGAGCUGUCCAUCAGCAUAUCUGUGUCCAACUGCCAGAUCCAGGAGAAUGUGGAUAUUGCCUCGGUGUACCAAAUAUUCUCUGAUGAGGUGCUGGGAUCAGGCCAGUUUGGCAUUGUGUAUGGAGGCAAACACAGGAAGAGUGGCAGAGAUGUGGCCAUCAAGGUUAUUGACAAGAUGAGAUUUCCUACCAAGCAGGAGAGCCAGCUAAGGAAUGAGGUGGCCAUUUUACAGAAUCUGCAUCACCCAGGUAUCGUCAACUUGGAGUGCAUGUUUGAGACACCAGAGCGGGUGUUUGUUGUCAUGGAGAAGCUUCAUGGCGACAUGCUGGAGAUGAUCCUGUCCAGCGAGAAGAGCAAACUGCCUGAACGAAUCACCAAGUUCCUAGUCACACAGAUCCUGGUGGCCUUGAGACAUCUGCACUUCAAAAAUAUUGUUCACUGUGACUUGAAGCCUGAGAAUGUACUACUGGCCUCCGCUGAGCCCUUUCCUCAGGUAAAGCUGUGUGACUUUGGCUUCGCCCGUAUCAUCGGUGAGAAGUCUUUCCGGCGGUCGGUAGUGGGCACCCCGGCUUACCUGGCUCCAGAGGUGCUGCGCAGCAAAGGCUACAACCGCUCCUUAGACAUGUGGUCAGUGGGAGUGAUUGUGUACGUCAGCCUUAGCGGGACAUUCCCUUUUAAUGAGGACGAGGAUAUUAACGACCAGAUCCAGAAUGCUGCCUUUAUGUACCCCCCUACACCCUGGAAAGACAUCUCCGCAGAGGCCACAGAUCUGAUCAAUAAUCUUCUCCAAGUCAAGAUGAGGAAGAGGUACAGCGUUGACAAGUGUCUCAGCCAUCCUUGGUUACAGGACUACCAGACAUGGCUGGACCUCAGGGAGUUCGAGACGCGACGAGGCGAGCGCUACAUCACCCACGAGAGCGACGACGCACGCUGGGAGGAGUACGCAGACGAGCACAGUCUCGUUUACCCCAAACACUUCAUCAUGGCUCCCAAUCUGGACGACAUGGAAGAGGACCCCUAGUGGCACAGGGGGCUUACUACACCACAUGUAUUAAGGAUGAAGGAUUGUCACAGGGACUUUUCGCAUGAAGCUUUGGGAGCGGUGGAUUUUCCCUCCAAGACUGUUUGUUGUGGAAACAGAGAGAAGCCGAUCGGGUUGAGAAUUACUCCCCAGAGGCUUUAAUAGUGGGAAAACCCAACAGAAUUUGUAGCAUGAUGAACUGCUACAAGCAGUCGGCAGACGGAGAUGCGUGCCACGGAAACGCAUUAAGGAACUGUCAGGAGAGAAGAGCGCUCUCCUUCUUUUUGCACGAUAUCAAAACAUUCCACGGAUUUGCUCAAGUUUGGUUCAUUUCAAGAACAGUCCCAAGCCAAAAUACAUAAGAACUUAAUAGUUUACACACAUAAUUUUGAGUAAUAAUAUGGCUCUGUUCUUUAUGUGAGACAGAAAGAAAGAAAGAGAGCUUACCCCAGGAGUAAAGGGCACUUUUCACAAGGGAUUUACAGUCUGAGAAUAUAACACACAUACAUUUUGUUCUCAUUUCCAAACAGUUUGUGAGACUGUCCUCUGGCAUGAAACUGGAACUAUCACAUGCAUUUGUAUGUUUUUUUUAAUGUAUUUAGUAAUUGUGGUAGAUUUUUGCACUAUAUUACCAUUGAACAUAGCAAUUGAAUAGAAACACUAUUCGCUGCUACAGAGAACAUGCCCAGUCUAGGUGCAAAGUGUUAAAGAGUGAUAAUCAGAUGCUCACACAGUAUUGGCUGCUUUGUCCCAUUUAUUUUCAUCCAACAGGAGUUUAUUCAUACUUAAUACAUCAAGAGUUUGAUCUGUUAGUGGCAGCUAACAGUGUGCAGGUUUUUAAUCUACUUUCUCCUGCAGAAAGUGACCAACAGACUUGGACCAAAUACAUUGUCAAAUCUGAAACAAGCUAAACAAAAAUGAUUAAUUUCAGUAUUUCCAAGCUCUUUUUAUUUUGUGAAAUUGUGAAUUUCUUAAGCAUGAUACAAGACCAUAAGCCCAAGGUCUGUCAGUAAAAGCAAUAAUGGAGCCAAUUCUUCUAUUCAGUUUUAGGCUAAAACCAGCAAUGGACUCUAUGUUAGAGCAUCAUGUUUCUAUGUACCCUGUUUUGUACUUUGGCAGUAUUUUUGAAUGUGACUUUCCUAUUCUGGAAUAUGCUCUGUUAGUAUCUGAAGGCCAUUCUAGAUUUUACAAAGAACAAAAUAUUGGUGUCCAUUUCCUUUUGGAAGAUACUUGUGUGUAUGGACUAUUUCAACAGCCCGUUUGUCUAGAUAGUAAAAGUUUAAAUUACGACUUGGUUCACAUGGGAGUUUAUUGAGCUACAGUUUUGUAGUUAACUCUGUUGGUGUGUUUUGGGAGUACAUUCCUGUGUCCUGUUGUCCUUUUCCUGUCUUUGUUGCCGCUGGAUUGGCAGGUGUCAAUGUUUUGUAUAUUUCAGUACAUACCAAUGGAAUAAAAACCCAACCUCUUAACUGAGAAGGAAAAUGAUUUUGAUGAAGGUCUGAAUGUCUUUCUUUUCUUUCUUGUGCCAAACUUAACCUAAGAAUAGGUUUUAAAUUUGUGUGCCCCUGCAUGCAUACACACACGCAUCGAACGGUUCUUAAUUUUGUAUGUUGCAUCAUGAUGAGUGAGUGAGUGUGUAGUGGUAACACAUGUCAGAUCCCGCUCUCGGCAGCUGGAUGUGAUUGUUGCACCACACCGAGCAGUUUGCCGGGCCGCUCGUUCACCACAAGGCAGUAAUGACAUGGUUAAAGAGGGUGGUGGUGAUGUGGGGGUUUGUGGAAGACUUUGAAAUCGCUCAUGAUAAAUGCUAUCAUGGAACCCCUUCAAG
Scomber japonicus (chub mackerel) is the source of this 5243-nucleotide messenger RNA. It is a transcript of the gene prkd3, whose product is annotated as protein kinase D3. The record is from RefSeq and is a predicted model, not a curated record. Gene Ontology annotation, biological process: protein phosphorylation. Lineage: Eukaryota; Metazoa; Chordata; Actinopteri; Scombriformes; Scombridae. The coding region runs from base 731 to 3415 and encodes 894 amino acids. Gene Ontology annotation, molecular function: ATP binding; protein serine/threonine kinase activity. The transcript is spliced from 19 exons.